Messenger RNA from Cephus cinctus (wheat stem sawfly), 5339 nucleotides. Its product is annotated as PHD finger protein rhinoceros. The coding region runs from base 560 to 4786 and encodes 1408 amino acids. NCBI's taxonomy places the organism in Eukaryota, Metazoa, Arthropoda, Insecta, Hymenoptera, Cephidae. The record is from RefSeq and is a predicted model, not a curated record. The transcript is spliced from 12 exons.
UACAUACAGCAAAAUACUAGUCGCAUGAAGCCAGAAGGAAAGGGAAGCUGGGAAGUGGUUGGUGUUGAUGCAAGCAUCGUACGCGCUAGCUGCCGAGUCAGUCAGUCAGUCAGUCAGUCAGUUAGUUGGCUCAGCACCGGCGAAGCCGAACGUACGUGAACGUAUUUUCUGUUCCGUUGCCGUCGGCAAUACCUCCUUCCGCAAUUCUUGAUUCACAUUAAGUAAAACGGCUUUCUUUCACUUAACUGAUAAAAUAGCUCAUGAUUCUUAUCAAACUCCCACCACUUAGCCCAUCCGUGACAAAUCUAGUAUACGUUAAGAUAUACACACGCACGUAACUGUCAGACAAUACGAAUUGUACUUUUGGUUCUGGUGAACAGUGCCUGUUGAGCCUCAGGAUUACCUUUACACUUCUGACGACCUCCAGGAGUACCUUUACAGCUUUUGUCUUCAUUGCUAAAGAGCAGCGACGAAGUCUCGCAACCUUUCGCGUGCAAACUUUCAAGAAUGAAGAUAUAAGGAGAGGACCCCUCACAUAUUAUGCUCUACGGUAGCAGCAAUGUCGGCGCAAUGUACUCACUUCGUGCAGAACGCAUGGAAGAAGGAGCUGUGUUCAAACUGUUUCAAACCAAAAGAGGAACAUCUGGUUCCGGGCGAUGCGACAAAGUUUAACGUGGGAAAGUCAACGAUCGUUAUGAAAGUCGACAGCCAUAAAUUACAGAGUAUUCUCAAGGGAAAUACGUCUUCCCAGACGAAGAAGAAGAAGGUCGCCUUCCCGGAUACUCUCACGGAAAUAAUCGGCUACGGGGGCGACGACUUCUCCGAUUCGGAGGAAUUCGAACUGAGCGAAUCUACGAGCUUGGAGGACGAGACGCCGGAUAGCGAGGAGGAGCGGGCUUUGAGUAACCUGACGAGAGCCAAUACGAACUUUAACACAAUAAUUGCAAAUUUGUCCGAAGUGGCGCCACAGGAGGCGAAGAAGUCCUUUGCUUCGUUGAUGUUAGGUAAAGUGCAGAAGGACGCCGACGGCAAGAAGAAGACACUUUUGGUGUCCGUGACACCUUUCGGAGGUGACUGUACCGUGCCAACGGCUAAAAGACCUAGCGAUAAGAAGGUCAGCCAUUCGAAUCUGUCGAAAAAAUGUGGAGACGUUGCUGGGGAUGGUAAGACGGAAGUGACGCUGAAGAGCGUCAGAAGCACCGAAGAGAAGGUGUCCAGGAACGAGAAGCAGGGUCAGAACGAAAGCUUGGAGAAGAUUGUCGACAUGCCGCUGAUAACCUCGAGCAAUUUGAUUUCUGUAAUACAAAAAAGUGAUACGUUGACAGGUGGCGACGUGGCCUCCAGGAAAAGUACGGAGAGUCUUCAGAAGUCCGGCGACGGGGAUACCUCGAGACAGAUACACGAGAAGAAGACGACUUCCAUAACUAGGACGCCGGCUAUAAAGAAGACUGAAAGCGAGAAGCCUAAGAUCUCUAUGCAGAAUUCUUACAGUAAGAGCGAGUAUAUCGUUGCUAAGGUGACUAAGCAGGAAGACUUCUCACGCGUCGAGGAGACCUCAAUGAGUUUUAGUACUGGAAUCGAAUUGACUCUCACUCCUUUGAGUAAGCCAAGUGAGAAGGUAGCUACCAGGAAUGCGGAGAACGAGGAAAAGUCGAUCCUGUUAAAAGGGAAAGACGUGAACAAGGUCACCGUGGUCGGAGAGGAGAAGCACCAGGAGGUAUCAACGCUUGAUGAUCGUGAGGUCGAGGGUCAAGCGGCGCCAGAAUCUCUAAGAAAAUUUAGUUUCGAGGAAAGUCGUGAACUUGCUGGUGAACCUGAUGGUAAGGCGGACGAAGAGGUCGGUGAACCGCCGGCUCUACCCAGGAGUCCACCUCCGAUCGAUUCCAGACCCUCUAGAAGUGCCCAGGGUGAGAAAAAGAACGAGCCAAGGUCGUCUUUUCUUCAUGGCGGCGAUGCCAAGACAAAGCCUGUUGUACCUCAGAAGCCGGUUUCUCUGCCGCCGAAGCCGACCGGCCUCCCAAAGAGUCCAACGUCUUCCAUAGGACCGUCUUUUAAAAAAACCAUCACCACUAGCUACGUCUUGCCACCGCCGUCUAUUCAGAAUGCGGCUUUACAGGGUUCGCUCACCACUCGAAAUAACUUGGGCGACAAGACCCAGUCUGUCGCUUCUUCUCUUCAGAGUUCCAGUUCUGUGAACUCUGCUGCUCGGUAUUUGCAAUCUCAGACGGUGAAGGCGGUCCAGGUAUCCUUGACGGAGGUCAGAUCAUCCCAGAAGAUUUUUGAUGACAGCGCCAAGACCAAGAGUGACAAUACCAGCUCACAAUCAUCCUCUGCGAGUGGUAGUACAAAAGUUGCUCCAAAGUUAAGACCUCCCGCGUUGACUAUUCCUCGGAGUCUUCAAAACGACCAGGAAGAGGACGACGAGGAAGAGGACGACUCUUCUGGAAUAUCCGCUGAAGUCACGGCCGAGCUUAUUCGCUCGCCGAACAAGAGGAGAAUGGCACCCAAGCCACCGGCUACGCCGACGGAGGAACUUCCUGGUUCGUUGUUCGCCAGAAAUCCUAGCGCUACGGUCAAGUCUGACUCUCCGGUAGUUCGUGAGAAGGAAAAGAGAGAAAGAGCCUCUUCUUGUAGUCCUAAGUUCAGGAAGGCCGUCUCCGAGACUCCUGAUCCAUGUAUCCAAACACCAGAGCCAGCACCCAGGAGGACUAUAUCCUUGUCUCAGGAUAGUCUUGCGAAUCCUGACAGACUAGAAGAGAAAAAGAAGACACGUUCACGAUUCUCAUUAAAGAAAUUUCUCCGGAUGGGCUCGAAAAAGGACGCGGACAUGAUACCUGGGGGAUCGUCGCCUAAGAUAGAUGAGAUACCAUCCACACCACAGCCCAAACAGCGUCUCGAAAUUAUUCAUCCUUUGGAACUGGACGGAGCCGCUGUAGAAGUAGUGAGUAGCGACAGGAUUGGCAGGAUCGGCAGUGACGUCACAGACUCAAAAGCAGAAUCUAUUCAAUCGUCUCAUCAACAAUCAACGAGCAACGCUCAUCACGUUGCAACUCGACCAGGUAAACCGCCUCCACCGCCAAGGAAUCAAUCACUUGAUGAUUGGUCCAGAUUGGAUCCCGCGAAUAAACCAGCAAGGCCACCACCGCCUAGAACGGAUUCGAAAUUACCACCUAGGGGUGAAAAACCAUCCCCUAAAACCUGGCAACCUACAUCCACCCCAUCCUCAGCAUCCGACUCGAUAUAUGCGAAUCUGGCAGGUGAGGAUGUUACAGGUGAGGUACGGAGUGCCCUGGCACCAUCGAAACCUCAAAGAACAGCAAGUAUGAGGGACCAGGCGAUGUCACUGCCUCCCUUGAAGAAGCGCACGGCUGCGUCACAGCCGCAAAGUCAGGAUUACGAAACGGUCGGAUCGGCAGCGCCACCUAUGUCUGAUUCACCGACCUCCAACGACAGCCACGCAUACGAGUGUCUAUCCAGUUCGCCGGAAUGCGAUUUGAAUAUUGAACUUCGACAUGGUAAUGGGAAUCGUGAAAAUUGCAAGAGGAAAUCUGACAGCAGUGCUCUGGAUCCUAAUGUCGAGUUCAAGUAUCAUCAUCAACCGUUUAUCAGAUCGACUUCGUUGCCAUACUGUGGCAGUGAAACUGAAAGUGAACUUUAUGCUCCUUACAGUUUUUAUACUGGUGACGAGGGUCCUGAAGACGAUCAGGAUUGGAAAAACAAGGACGACGAGUCUAGAGUCAGUAGACUUCGACAACGUAGAGGGAGGGGUAUUGUUCAUCGAAGUCUGGAAGACAAUUAUGGCGCUGUUAUCGUAGCGAAUCAUGAGGCAUUAGCACAACUAUUGGAGCAACUAAAUCAAGUAUCCCCUGUUGCUGUUGGAUUGCGAGGACUUAAAGCCGCAAGUCCUAGGUUUACAGACUUUCAUUUGGACACAAGUUCCCCGGUUCCAAUCGGCAGGAGGAUCUUUUACUCUGCGACCUGGAACGAGCACAGCGUCACUCUUUGCAUUGCCUUCGACCUAGCUCUUCACGUAUCCAGAAAAGAGUUCUACCUCGUUCCCAUCGUCGAGUUCAUGGAUUCUGUACCUGAGGAUAUCUUGGAGAAGACCACACUGUCGGGAAUAACAAAUUUAGAAGCUACCAUUUCCGUCUUACCCCGCCUACAAGUGAAUACCAUCCAAUCAUUCGCUGCCAUCUCAAAAGACUCCAAGGAUGAUAACGUAAUCAGAGAGUCAUCUUUCAUUCUCUUACAAUUCGUCAAUGCCCUAAAGAGUUUGCAAGCACGUGGUAUAGAAGAAUCACCCAAGAAUUUAAGUAACGUUGUUCUCUGUAGAGAAGAUAAAGAUGCCUGCUAUAGACUCUAUCUGCUUCAAGGGUUGAACAUGGAUGUGAGCGAUGAGCGUGAGGAGGAAAGAGUCUCGUUAUGUCAGUGCGCACUGGUAGCACUACAGGAACUGUUCCUGACAAGUAAAUUGCCAUUAAUUCAAGAGUUGUUGAUACGUGAAAAGGCAGUAACCCUGUCCCAGGUAAAAUCUGUAUUGGAAUUCUCUCUGUGGGGACCAGCAGACACAACACUGGGAGGUCCACGUGAAAGAGAAGUUGUCCUUCAAAGAUGGCUGGAUCUUGAAAGAGCUACGGUUCUUCAUGCUUUGGUCAGAGCUAGAGCUCCAUUGACAGUAACCGAUGAAUAUCAUUUAUUAUUCCUGGUACGAACCAGUGCAAAAAUGAUGUGCGAAGCAUCCAUACUUUUAGAUAGACAGCGUAAUACACUGGCACGUGCCAGUUAAGUUUUAAUAAUUUUGAUAUUCUAUAUUAUGUAAUAAUACCUUAUGGAAUAUUUGACCAAAUAAGAACAGGAUGGGUAUUCCUGAUUCUUUUUGUUUUAUACGUGAUAAUGUAUGAAAAUAAUACGUAAACUUGUAUCAAUGCUCAAUUUACACUGAAGAGAAUGUAAGUUUGUCCUCACUAUGUAUCUCACGUAGUGUGCUGAUGACCUCCCUAAAUUAUUUGACCCUCAAUGAGUAGGGUCGUGAAUAUCUCAUAGAAUUACUAAUUAUUAUGUUGACUCUUAAUGGAGAGAAUAAUUUUUGUUAUGAGUGUAUACAUGGUAUAUCGAUCAGUUUCGUUAUUAACCGCUCAACUACUAAUAUUAUAGAUAGUACAGAUAUAAAUAUAUUUAAAUACUUUAGUCAAACUUUUGUACUUUUAAAACCCGGCAUGCAUAUUUUGUACAUAAUCAUACUCACGUAUUUUAUAUUUAUAAUCAAAACAUACUAAGCACUGAUCUGAUGAACAAAUGGCACUGUGAAUAUUGUCUAAAGAUAUAUAAAACUUUCUGAA